CCCUUGCGCGUCACACGUCGUCACGUGAGAGGUGUCUCUGUUGAUGAUAGAGGGCCCAGCCAGCCCAGGCUUGGCUCUCUGAAAAGGAAUUUUGCACAAUAUUAAUCUCCUCCAUCAGAUAGGCCUUGAAUAAUAUCCCAUACAUAAGAUGAAUUAAUAACUGGCUGAUAAGAAAAUGGAGGAGAAUACAAACCAAGUAAGAAAAAAAAUCCCACUGUUUGCACAUGUGGCAAUGAGGGUCCCUCUUCUCUUCGCAUUCAACAGCUUACUCAACUGUGUGUCAUUGUCAUGGAGACAAAUUCUUGACAAGGUUUUUGUAAAUAAAGAUGACGAUUUAUUUGUUGCAGAGGGAAAUUCAUUUCCAAUUCUACACCUUUUUCUAUGCUUGUUAGGAGUAAUUUGUGUAUUUUUCCUGUUCAUCCUACCACCGCGGAUUAUUUCCAAGUUAUAUGUGCUUGUCAUAUCCUGUGGAAUUCUACAGGUAUCAUAUUGGUGGAACCAACAAUUCUUAAUGAAGCUGCACUCAAACAGCUCAACAGAGCAAUGGGACAUGAUGUUUCUCGAAAGACAACCAGAAUCAUGGAGACACUUAGAAAGCCACCAGAUAAUAUUUUCAAGAGACUUAUUAGUAUACGUUAUCCUCCAAUGUUCGUAUGCAUCAUUGUUUGCCAUCUUGCUAGGGCAACAUAUAGAUAUGUUUUUACCAAGAGCAGUAACAUUCUGCAAUUUUGUCAUGUUUUUACCUGUUAUGGUGGCUAUCAUUAUGCAUGAGCCAGGAGUUGAAAUACACCUAGGUCAAAACCUGAUAUCUACAUGCCAGAUUGUCACAAUCGUAGUAUCAUUAUUUGUUGUAACUUUGUGGCUCUGGUCUGUUAUAUUUGUUAGCAAGACUCUCAAGAUUUGUGAAUUUUUCCAAAUGAUUCGGACGAUCCGUCGAGAUUUUGGACUACAAGUUUUGAUUGAACACGAGUGGAAGCGGUUACGCGUGCCAACUCUGCUAAGAGUCUUCUGGAUAAGUAAUUCCUUGUGGUUAGCUUCCGGGCAUUAUAUUAAUCUCUGGUACAAGAGUAACGAUAUAGUUGCCCACCUAAAUUGGACAACUUUCACAGAGAUAGCCUCGGAAGUUGCAAUAGCUGGUUGCGGAUCAAUCAUUAUGCUUCUCGGUAUGAGUGCAGUGAUAGCUAAAAUAGCCAAUCAAAUAGGUUGCGUUGUACAUAUGAUAAUCAAAAGUACGGAUGAGGAAGAAAAGUACAUUGGAACUGUUUCCGCUGUUUUGUUCUUCAUUCUCGCACUUCAGACAGGUUUGACAGAAUUAGAAGGUGAAGCAAGAUUAGUUCGUCUUUUUAGAAAUUCUUGUCUUCUUUUUACAGCGAUUCUACACUUUAUUCAUAACAUGUUGAAUCAAGUGAUGUUAACUUUAGGAGCCUCACAGAACAUGUCAGUGAAACGUCACAUGCGUGUGUUGUUUGUCGAUUUCCUCCUUCUUGUUAUCCCGUUCCUUCUCUUUUAUCAUCUUUGGAUGUCAUAUGAAAUGAGUACGUGGAUCCUAGCUGUGUCUGCUUUCUGUCUUGAACUGUGUAUCAAAGUGAUGGUCACCACAUCUGUCUACACACUUUACAUGAUCGAUGCAUGCUGGAAUACUUAUUGGGAAAAUCUGGAUGACUAUGUCUACUAUUUAAAAGGAACAGGGAGUGUCAUUGAGUUCCUCUUUGGUAUUUUCUUAUUUUUCAACGGUGGUUGGAUACUUUUAUUUGAGUCCGGUGGCAUAAUACGAUUAAUUAUGAUGAGCAUACACGCCUAUUUUAACAUUUUUGUACAAGCCAAAGAUGGCUGGAAGAUGUUUCAAAAUCGCAGGACUGCUGUAAGUAAAAUAAACAGCUUAGAAUAUGCAACGCAAACACAGUUAUCAGGACACGAUGACGUUUGUGCAAUCUGCCACCAUGAAUUGCAAACGGCGCGUGUCAUGCCUUGCGGCCAUUUAUUCCAUGGAGUGUGUUUACGCAAGUGGCUAUAUGUACAGGAUGUCUGCCCACUGUGUCAGAAAAAACUUGUAGAAAAAAACAAAGUUGAAAAAAAUGUAGUUGAAAGAGUGGAGGAUGAACCUCCAGAAAUUGCCCAGGCUUUACAAAAUGACCCUCAAGAAGUUGCCCAGGCUUUGCAGAAUGAACCAAGACAGAACUCAAAUAGAGAGAAUGAGCAGGGUACUGGCAAUAUAACUCAAGAUAAUACUGAACAAGAAAACUCACCAGUAAGGACUUUAGAUCAUCGGAAUGAUAUCGAGCAGUUUAGUGAUACAGACGAUGAAAACUCACUAUCUGGUUCUAACCAUGUGAUGAUGAGCGUGAGACAUAGGAGACAUUGUCAAACAUCUAGGGAUAUAUUUGUUGAAAAUGUUGCCCAGGGAAGUGAAGCAAAAGUCUUUGAAAAUGGCCAACAUGGAUAUUUGGGUAAUUUGGGAAACAUUUCAUCAUCAUCAUCAUCUGAUGGAUUUGAAGAAUAAAUAUAAUUCUCAAAUUAGUCUGAAUUUCCAUUUCAAUUAACUUAUAAUUCCAUUUCAAAAUUUUAUUUUGCGAUAUAUGUAUAAUAGUUUGUAUUGCCUAACCCACAAACUUGGUGUAUCGAAAUGGGGGGGGGGUGAGAUGAUGGAGGAUGUGAAAGUGAAGUUGGACUCAAUGAUUAAGUGAGGUGUUUUGAGAUGAUUUUUAACUGCGUAGCAUGAUUUUUUUUUAAUUUUUUUUUUGCUUUGAACAUUUUCAAUGGGGGAUGCAAGCCCUUCCCCCUCCCAUGCAUCCCCUAGAUACAGCACUGUUAUCAGGUAUGAUAUCACUAGUUCAAGAUAUCAAUAUCAGAUCUAAUCAGUUGAGAUUUAAUUACAUCAUAAUGUUGUAUUUUAGUUAUGGACUGAUGAGAUCAGUUCUUGAUGUUUAGUAGCUAUGAUUUAAUGGCCUAAGUUCAUGAUAUCAUCAGUUGUAAUCUGAUGACACAAGUUUACAGUGUGAUCAUCAUUUGUGUGGUGACAUCAGUUGUGAUCUGAUGACAGUUUAUGAUGUCAUCAGUUGUGAUCUGAUAACAUCAGUUGUAUCUGAUGACAUUACCAGUUGUAAUCUGUUGACAUCAUCAGUUGUAGACUGAUAGCACCAUCAGUUGUGAUCCGAUGACAUUAUCAGUUUUGAUUGAUGAUAUCAUCAAUUGUAUCAUAAGUCAGGGGCAGAUUUGGAGGGGCGGCCCACCCCCGACUCCCCCUUUUGGGAAGUAAAAAAAAAAGAGGAGAAAAUAAAGAAAGAAAAAGAAAAAACUGAUAGCCCAGAAUGCCUCAAAUGUUAUUUUCGGGCGUCUAGAACACAAACAUUUAGUGGGGUAUACCCCUGGACUCCCUAGGACAGUUUUGUCUGGAUCAGACCAACUUUCGGCCCCCCCCCCCUUUUUGGACAUCUCUGGAUCCGCCCCUGCAAGUUGUGAUGCAAUAGCAUCAUCAGUUUGAUCUGAUGACAUCAUCAAUUUUAAUCUGAUAGCACCAUUAUUUGUAAUCUGAUAGCAUCAUCAGUUGUAAUCUGAUAGCAUCAUCAGUUGUGAUCUGAUGACAUCAGAGUUGUCAUAUAUGCCAACUUUUAAAAAUAAACUAUAAGGAUUGUUUCCAUGA
Molecule: messenger RNA, 3640 nt
Organism: Anneissia japonica
Lineage: Eukaryota; Metazoa; Echinodermata; Crinoidea; Comatulida; Comatulidae
Product: E3 ubiquitin-protein ligase RNF139-like
Exons: 3
Coding region: 176-2500 (774 amino acids)
Biological process (GO): ERAD pathway
Cellular component (GO): endoplasmic reticulum; endomembrane system
Molecular function (GO): ubiquitin protein ligase activity; zinc ion binding
Source: RefSeq, a predicted model, not a curated record